CACGCACUCCCCACCUCCACCACCGCACGACUACAGCCUCACCACCAGCAUUCCUUCCCGUCGCCUCUCCAUCCCAUCCCGCCCGUGUCCAUGACUUGAGCCGCUGAUACAUCCAGACCCACCGCCCAAUCUCCACUCUCCACUUGCCCAUUUGCCCCGCCCUGUUCACUUGUCCGGAGCUCCUUUUUGACCUGAAUCUCCUUGCCUCCUCGGAGAGCUCUCCCCAUCCACGAACUGUGUGCCUUCGCUGGCCCCGAGAACAUCGUAGAUGAAUUGACCCAUCCCAGCGGCUCCUCCUUCCCAUACAUGCGCUUUCGCGCCCUGGCUUAGCAUACAUGAUCCCCAGUCCACCACAGGAAGCUGAGCAAAUUCGCGGCAAAACGCUGACGCCCGAGUCGCCGAAGCCCCUUCACUAUCCUUCUCCUUCCAAUAUCCCCAUUCUUGAGAAACAGAUGGAUCCCAUGUUCAAUGAGCCUGCCCUCAGCUUAGGCGGCUCCGUCCCGUCGCAACCAUACCCGCAAACCCAACCGCCGAGCGGACAUGCCUCCUCGCUGUAUGCAGAGCAACAGACAGCGCCCAGUUAUCAACCCUCAGGAGCACAACAAGGUGCCGUGGCCACGGCACCGGCUGGCUAUCCGCAGUCGACGGAAUACGGCGGCGGAUAUGGUACGCAGCAGACUCAGGAUACAUCAUCAAUCCACACUUUACCAUCACAGAAGCAAGCGCCUCAGUCUUCGUUCAGUGAGACAAAUCCCGCGCCCUACCAAGACAGCCGCUCUGCAUAUCCACCCACCUAUGAUCCCAAUGUAUAUGCCUCGCAGCAACCCCAAGUCCAACCUCCAGGCGUCCAAUACCAGAAUCAAGCCACAAAUGAUAGCGGUGUCGACUAUCAAGCCCUGCUGGAUACCCUUUCACAUACCACCGAACCCGCCGCUCCUGAGCGGUAUACGCCCGCGACAGUGCAGUCGCAACACUCCCAGCAACAAGCGCAACCAUCCAUUUCCUCCCUCCCGGCCGCGCCAGGUCUCCCUCCUAGACCACCUCCCCAAGACAAAUCCGCAACCAAUGCCAAUGAUGAUAUCAGGUCAUAUCAUCCUCACAGUCAGAAGUCCGGGCCGACCCAAUUUCGAGGCCAGGGCCAACUCCAGCCUCUGAAUGUUCGAGGUACGGGCGGCUCGUCCCAGGAUGCGCAAUCUGCGACGCGGUCAAACCAAAGCCCAAGCACUCCCGGUUACGGUCAGCGUCAGUCUGUUGAUUUUCCCGGUGAGGGAUAUGACGAUGAAGACAGGCGCUGGCCGCCGGAGGUCAAUAGGCUUUACGAAGCUUUCCUAGAAGAAGAAAGAAGAUAUGUCACGGAUGGGCAGUGGGAUCAAUUUCCCAUGGGCUCUCGUCUGUUUAUUGGGAACCUUCCAACAGAGAAGGUCACCAAGCGCGACAUUUUCCAUCGGUUUUUCCGCCACGGUACACUGGCUCAAAUUUCAAUCAAGCAAGCAUACGGAUUUGUGCAAUUCUUAGAUGCAAGUUCAGCGCAUGCGGCGUUGAAAGCGGAGCAGGGAAAGGCAAUACGUGGUCGUAAAAUGCAUCUCGAGAUAUCGAAACCUCAGCGGAAUACCAAGAAAGGAGAUGACAGGAACGGUGGUCCUCGGCGACGCUCACGCUCUCCCGACUAUACGAGAGGUGGGACGGGUUCACAAGCAAGAGGGGUGGACCGAUACGGAGGUACCCAAAAGGCCAUGUCACCGCGAGAGAGGGACAACCGACGAUAUCGUGACGAGUACCGCCGAUCUCCCUCACCUCAACGCGGAGGCCGUGGCAUGAGGGGGAGAGAUCGAAGCCAUGAUCUGUACGAUGGUCGAAGGAGAAGCAGGUCACGGUCUCCACGAAGAUACCGGAGCCCAUCCCCAAGGCGAGACUUUGACGACGACCUCCCCCUUCCGUUCCGUGCUCCUCACCAAAUUCCCGAUAUUCAAGUUCUCGUUAUCAAUGAAGGGCUACCUCGAGAAUAUAUCCGUUGGGUGGAAGACUCCUUCCGACAACAAGGCUUGCGUAUCGAUGUCCUUAUCCUCAGUCCACGCCUCUCGGAGGCAGCUGUGGUACGACGACAGAUCGUGGAAGGAGUCUUGGCCAUAGCGAAGCUGAACACUUCAACUCUUUCUAAAGGGAAAGUCAAUCUUACCGUCUUCGACCGUCGCGGCGGAUCUGGUAAUGUCCAGUUUAACGAGUAUGCCGAUCUUGACCCGGUAACCGCUGCAGCCCUCGUUAUCAACGUGAAGCAGACCCAGUCUCAACCGGCUCCGGCUCCCACUGUCAACUACGCGCAGGGCUACGGUGCACCUCCCGCCGCUCCUGCACCUUAUGCUAACGGUGCACCACCAACAAAUCAAUAUCCCGGCAAUACUGCUACGAGUAAUGCUGCUAAUCUUUCCGGAUUUCUCUCGAAUCUUGACCCCAAUAGCAUCUCACAGCUGCUGGGCUCGUUCUCCCAGAGUCAGGCUUCGCAACCAUCGUCAGCCCCCCUCGACCUCGCCCGUCUCCUUGGGUCUUUAUCCACUCCACAGCAACCACAGACGUAUACGUCUAGCUCUAGCGCACAGGCACCUCUGCAAAAUUUACCCACCGCUUUCCAGGCUUCCUCGCUGGCGUCUCUGCUUGGAGCUCAGCCUCCAGCUCAAGGGGCAGCCGGCGCACCUGCUCAGGCUCCACCUCAAGCCUCACCUACUGGUCAGGUGGACAUGAACGAGAUCAUGGCACAGCUGUCCAGAUACAAACGUUAGUAUCUGGGCUUAGGUUGUUACGUGGGGUUCUGGGCUCAUGUUACUGGUCAUGAAGGCGCCUGCGAUCUCUCCGGGUUAUACCUGUCUCGUACUACGCGCCUGUCUUUUGUAGACACUAUCUUUACCUUCUGGGAGAUUCAUGGCUUUUUUGUACUGGAACCAUUUCGGGUCAUAGAGUCGGAUGGUUCCAAAUAACUGUAUGCGUACUGGAUUGAAUACUGUGCUCAGUAUAUAAAGGAAAGUCUUCGGUGCAUAGUCAGAGACUGGAUUGUCAUGAUAAUGAUGACAAGCACGGUUCAGACUUUAC
Westerdykella ornata is the source of this 3081-nucleotide messenger RNA. RefSeq lists its product as uncharacterized. The transcript has 5 exons. The record is from RefSeq and is a predicted model, not a curated record. Gene Ontology annotation, molecular function: RNA binding. Bases 336 to 2774 code for a protein of 812 amino acids. Lineage: Eukaryota; Fungi; Ascomycota; Dothideomycetes; Pleosporales; Sporormiaceae.